Messenger RNA from Elaeis guineensis (African oil palm), 1842 nucleotides. RefSeq lists its product as uncharacterized. Gene Ontology annotation, molecular function: tRNA dihydrouridine synthase activity; flavin adenine dinucleotide binding. Gene Ontology annotation, biological process: tRNA processing. Lineage: Eukaryota; Viridiplantae; Streptophyta; Magnoliopsida; Arecales; Arecaceae. The record is from RefSeq and is a predicted model, not a curated record.
GGUAGGAUAUUAAAAGCUGCCAUCCGCCCCGCAAACUGAACAUCGGAUGAAGUUUCGGCCCGUGGCGUCCUCUCUCCUCGCCCAGCGAAAACCCUACCUCAACGCCUCCCUCCCCCUCCUAAACCCUAGCUCUGCCAUGGCCGCCGGCGCUCCCGGGCACGAAGAAGACCCCGACGAGCGCCUCUGCGCCGCCCUCGACCGCAACCUCUCCCUCGCCACCGACCCCCCGCUCCCCCCGCCGGAGCCUCCCGGCCGCCCGCUGAGUGGGGACUCGCACGUCGAGCGAGCCUGGGCCCACUGGCGGAGGCUUGGCGAACCCAAGCUUGUCGUGGCCCCUAUGGUAGACAACUCCGAGCUGCCGUUCCGGAUGCUUUGCAGGAAGUACGGCGCCGAGGCCGCCUACACGCCGAUGCUGCACUCGCGGAUCUUCACGGAGAACGAGAAGUAUCGGAACAUGGAGUUCACCACCUGCAAGGAGGAUCGUCCGUUAUUUGUCCAGUUUUGUGCGAAUGAUCCUGACGUUUUAUUGGAAGCAGCAAAAAUGGUGGAGCCCCAUUGUGAUUAUGUGGACAUAAAUCUAGGGUGCCCACAGCGGAUUGCUAGGCGAGGGAACUAUGGGGCUUUCCUCAUGGAUAACCUCCCUCUAGUAAAAUCCCUAGUAGAGAAGUUGUCAUGCAACCUUCAUGUUCCAGUUUCAUGUAAGAUCCGAAUAUUCCCAUGCCUGCAAGACACCAUAGCAUAUGCAAGGAUGCUUGAAGAGGCUGGUUGCUCGCUCCUAGCUGUUCAUGGACGUAGUAGAGACGAAAAGGAUGGGAAGAAAUUCCGAGCUGAUUGGAAUGCCAUCAAGGCUGUGAAAGAUGCUCUUAGGAUACCUGUCCUUGCAAAUGGAAACAUACGUCACAUGGGAGAUGUUCGUAGCUGUUUGGACCACACAGGUGCUGAUGGUGUGCUUUCAGCUGAGUCGCUUCUCGAAAAUCCAGCACUUUUUUCUGGAUUCAGAACUUUGGAAUGGAGAGAAGAUGAUGGUGAAAGCAUGAAUGAUUUGGGGUUAGACCAGGCAGAACUAGCGGUGGAGUAUUUGAAGCUGUGUGAGCAAUAUCCUGUACCAUGGAGAAUGAUUCGCUCUCACGUGCACAAGAUGUUAGGGGGUUGGUUUGCCAUCCAUCCUGAAGUGAGAGAGGAACUCAAUGCUCAAUCAAAGCUCACCUUUGAGUGGCUUCAAGGUAUGGUGAAGAGACUUAGAGAACUAGGUGGAAGAAUUCCACUUUAUGGAAAGGGUAAUGCUAUGGUUAACGGAGUUGCUGCAUGCAAUUCUUGAUGACUCUAAUUUUUUGGAAAUCAAAUUUGACUUGGGAUACAGUUUUGUAUGUAUCAAGAAAUGUAUGACAAAUAGGUUGGUGGUCGACCACAGGAACAUAUGCGGCAGAUGGGACCCUUUGAAAAUUCUGUCAUGCUUUUGACCAUAUGAAGUGACCAGUAUUUUCUUCAGCAAGACACAUAUGUCCAAUUUUCUACCAUUCAUCUGUAAUGUUUUUUUCUUUUUCAUUAAUUUUUAAUGAUCGGUAAGCUAUUGCUGAGAGCGGCUUUUUGCCAAGAGGGUAUAUGUAUUAUUUGUCCAACCAACAUAUACGGAAUUGUACCAUCAAGCUCUUUAACUUGCUCCUUGUAAUUUGUGCAAAACUGCGGUAGAUAGCCAAGUUGAUGGAAUGACACUGCAGCACACUGAAUUUUGAAGUCAUGCUUGCAGUUAAAAGAAAUUUUGCCUGUUGUAACAUUUGAAAUGGUGAUAUUUAUGUUUCUGCCUUCCAUCGAAAAGAUAAUUAUAAUUCUGCUGUUUUGCCA